This is a messenger RNA of Corylus avellana, 2677 nucleotides long. Its product is annotated as linoleate 13S-lipoxygenase 2-1, chloroplastic-like. NCBI's taxonomy places the organism in Eukaryota, Viridiplantae, Streptophyta, Magnoliopsida, Fagales, Betulaceae. Gene Ontology annotation, biological process: lipid oxidation. Gene Ontology annotation, molecular function: metal ion binding; oxidoreductase activity, acting on single donors with incorporation of molecular oxygen, incorporation of two atoms of oxygen; protein binding. The record is from RefSeq and is a predicted model, not a curated record.
CAACUCAAAUAUCUCCUUCUCCCCACAAACCAAAAAGAUGUUGAAACCACAGCUAAACCACCAGUUGUCGCAGUACUCCACCCAAACCCCCUUCCUGCAACUCAAGCCCUUUAUUCAUGGCAAUGGCAAUGCUUCUCUCCCCAUCUCAUGGCACUCAUUCCGAAAAAAGAUCAAAAGUGUUCGAGUCGGCUUCACCCCCAGCAACAUUAAAGUCGUAGCAUGCUCUACUGAGGAAUCUAGUACUUCUGUUAAAGCUAUUGUAACUGUGAAACUAACCGUUGGUGGCUUCCUCUCAAACCUUGGGUUAGCCGGAGCGAUCGAUGAUAUAAAAGACUUACUUGGUCAAAAACUCCAAUUGGAGCUUGUUAGCACCGAGCUUGAUCCUAGGACGGGAUUAGAGAAGAAGACAAUUAAAGGGUACGAACAAAAGACUGGCCAAGCUGAGCAGGAAGUGAAAUACGAGUUUAGUUUUGAAGUUCCAGCAGAUUUCGGGGAGGUUGGGGCCAUUUUAGUGGAGAAUGAGCGCCAGAAGGAGAUUUUCAUCAAGGAUAUUGUCCUCAGUGGCUUCCCUAAUGGCCCCGUAAAUAUCAACUGUAAUUCAUGGGUUCAUUCAAAGAAUGACAAUCCUCAGAAGAGGGUCUUCUUUGCAAACAAGUCAUACUUGCCAUCCCAGACACCAAACGGGCUGAGGAGGCUAAGAAAAGAAGAGCUCAAGAUUUUGAGAGGCAAUGGACAAGGAGAACGCAAGACUUUCGAGAGGGUUUAUGAUUAUGAUGUGUAUAACGAUCUAGGAAAUCCUGAUAGUAGUGCAGAUCUUAAGAGACCGGUACUCGGCGGCAAACAACACCCCUAUCCCAGACGUUGCCGAACAGGACGCCCGCGAACCGAAACAGAUCCAUUGUCGGAGAAAAGAAGCAGUAGCGUGUAUGUUCCUCGGGAUGAGAGCUUCUCGGAAGUAAAACAGCUAACGUUCUCAGUCAAGGCAGUAUCCUCGGUGCUGCAUGCAGUGGUACCGUCGUUAGAGGCGGCGAUCAUCGACACAGACCUCGGAUUUCCAUACUUCACGGCGAUAGAUUCGCUUUUCAACGAGGGGGUUAACUUGCCUCCCCUUAAAAACCAAAACACGCAGUCCCUCCGCAACGUGCUGCCCAGGCUGCUCAAGGCUAUCAAUGAUACACAAGAAAAUGUGUUGCGGUUUGAGACACCAGAAACAAUGGAUAGAGACAAAUUCUUUUGGUUUAGGGAUGCUGAAUUUGGUAGGCAGACUCUUGCUGGCCUCAACCCCUACAGCAUACAGUUAAUCACGGAAUGGCCAUUGAAGAGUAAGCUCGACCCAAAGAUUUAUGGUUCGCCAGAAUCAGCAAUCACUACAGAAAUGAUUCAAAAGGAAAUCGGAGGUUUAAUGACGGUCAAGGAGGCCAUACAUCAGAAGAAGCUAUUCAUUCUAGAUUACCAUGACCUAUUGUUACCAUAUGUGAGAAAAGUAAGAGAGAUUAAAGGGACAACUUUGUACGGAUCAAGGACGGUGUUCUUCCUAACCCCAGGGGGCACCUUAAGGCCACUAGCCAUUGAGUUGACUCGGCCACCAAUAGAUGGGAAGCCUCAGUGGAAAGAGGUUCACAUGCCUUGUUGGGAUGCUACAGGUAUCUGGCUAUGGAGGAUUGCAAAAGCUCAUGUUCUUGCCCAUGAGUCUGGUUAUCACCAACUUGUUAGCCAUUGGCUCAGAACUCAUUGUGCUACAGAACCUUAUAUAAUUGCGACAAAUAGGCAACUCAGUGCGGUGCACCCUAUCUAUAGACUAUUGUGCCCUCAUUUUCGGUACACUAUGGAGAUUAAUGCUCUUGCUCGAGAAGCACUUAUUAAUGCAGGAGGGAUCAUUGAGACCUCAUUUGCACCUAGCAAGUACUCCAUUGAGUUAAGCUCCGCUGCUUAUGACCAGCAGUGGCAAUUCAACCUGCAGGCAUUACCAGCUGACUUAAUUAACAGGGGAAUGGCAGUUGAAGAUCCAACUGCUCCACAUGGCCUAAAGCUCACAAUUGAGGAUUACCCAUUUGCCAAUGACGGCCUCCUCCUUUGGGACAAUAUCAAAGAGUGGGUGAGUGACUAUGUCAACCACUAUUACCCCAACCCGAGCCUCAUAGAGUCUGAUCAAGAGCUACAACAAUGGUGGACAGAAAUCCGAACAGUAGGCCACGCCGACAAAAAAGACGAACCUUGGUGGCCGGUUCUCAAGACCCCAAAAGACCUCAUCGAAAUCGUCUCAACAAUUGUAUGGGUGACAUCUGGACACCAUGCAGCCGUGAACUUUGGACAAUACACUUACGCUGGUUAUUUCCCUAACCGGCCUACCAUUGCUAGAACCAACAUGCCCACUGAAGACCCUUCUGAAGAAUUUUGGAAAAACUUCUUGAUAAAGCCUGAAGGUGCACUCUUACAAUGCUUCCCUUCACAAAUUCAAGCGACAAGAGUGAUGGCUGUUUUGGACAUCCUAUCAAAUCAUUCUCCGGACGAGGAGUAUCUGGGGGAUGUAAUAGAGCCUGCAUGGGCUGAAAAUCCGAUCAUUAAGGGGUCCUUUGAACGGUUUAACGGGAGGUUACUUGAGCUUGAAGGAACUAUUGAUGAGAGGAAUGCAAACAAGAAUUUGAAGAACAGAACCGGAGCUGGGGUUGAAUCAUGA